This is a messenger RNA of Aphidius gifuensis, 635 nucleotides long. Its product is annotated as lysoplasmalogenase-like protein TMEM86A. Gene Ontology annotation, cellular component: membrane. The record is from RefSeq and is a predicted model, not a curated record. The transcript has 5 exons. NCBI's taxonomy places the organism in Eukaryota, Metazoa, Arthropoda, Insecta, Hymenoptera, Braconidae. The coding region runs from base 128 to 535 and encodes 135 amino acids.
GCGAUGUGGCCAGAUGUGGCGUGAUGUGCCGAGAGUCCGAGACUCGAGAGCAAGUUGAAAAGUAUUGGACCAAAAUUAGUGCUGAUUAGUGCCAUUCUUUAAAACAUCAUAAAUUUAUUUUGUUUUGAUGGCUGAGCAGUCAUCAUUAUUAACAGCCUGUAUUAAAUGUUUGCCAAUUAUCAGUCUUAUCAUGUUUGUAUUUUUACAUGGUAUGAGUCUCUCCAAAGAGCAUACAUUUUCACGAAAGAUUGUUGCUGGUCUUGUAUUUAGUUGUUUUGGUGAUGCUUUAAUAAUCUGGCCAAACCUGUUCCUCGGAGGUAUGGCAAUGUUUGCCAUUGCUCAAAUAAUGUAUAUCAGUGCAUUUGGAUUUAAACCAAUAAAUCCAAAAAUCGGAGCAAUUAUAUUUGCUCUUGCGACAAUAGUUACUUACAUUUUGAUGCCAGGACUCAAUGGAGUACUUGCAAUUGGUGUGUCAAUUUAUAUAUCCUUGCUCGGAGGAAUGACAUGGAGGGCUAUUUUUCAAGGACAGCUAUAACAAAAGAGAAUGGAAUGAAGUGGACAAAACUUUGCAGUUGCAUUGGUGGAAUAUUAUUUCUAAUAUCAGAUACAAUACUUGGUUUUCAUCAUUUCUAUCA